Entrophospora sp. SA101 is the source of this 1563-nucleotide messenger RNA. The record is from the annotation of a GenBank genome assembly. Lineage: Eukaryota; Fungi; Glomeromycota; Glomeromycetes; Entrophosporales; Entrophosporaceae.
AUGCUUGUCAUUCCAACAAUUGAUUGUAUCGAAGAAAUCUUGAAAAAUGUCAAGGAUAAAGCAUCUUUAUUCUCUUGGACCAGGGUGAAUAGUACUUUGUGUAGUAUAGCCAUACAACUUUUAUGGAGUUGUCCAUUUUCAGAUUUGAAGUGGCCACAAGAUCAUCAUAAAGGGUAUCUUUUAAUACGUACAUAUAUUGCAUGUCUUUCAAAAAAUAAAAAACAGCAUUUAAUUGAUGAGGGUUAUGAUAUGAUCAAUUAUUACGGAGAAGCAUUAUUUGAUUAUCCAUCAUUUCUGAAAGAACUUGACAUUGGUAAUGUACAAUAUUCAAUUUCUCAAUGGUGGAAUGAGACAGCAGAUUAUAGACUACGUCAUAAAACUACAAUUCCUGUAUUGGAAUCAGCUAUAUUUGAAAUGUUAUUCAAUAACAAUUAUGGAUUGAAAAGUUUGAAUUGUCAAUUACAAACCCGUUACAAUAUACCAAAUUUUUCAAGUUUUGAAGGAAUUCAGCAAUCAAUUUCUCAACUCACUGAACUUCAAAUAGAUUGUUCAUCAAAUGAUAAUGAAGGUUAUAUGAUCGAACUGAUUGAUGUUAUAAUCAAGAAUUCACAAAAUAUCCACACAUUGGUGAUUACUCCACCAUCACCUCCACAGCAACAAUAUGAAAUCAACAUACUUUCAAGUAAACUACAAUCAUUGAUUGAAUCACAAAAUAAUUUAAAAUUUAUUUAUACCACUUUACCUUACUUGGGAAUAUUUGAUCCAAUAAGUUCUGUUUCAAUAUUCUCAGCUUUAGCAAGUCAAACAGAUAGUAUAACAGAAUUAGAUCUUAGAAAAAUGUUUAUCAAUUGGAAUUCAUUGGAAAUUUUAGCAAAAUGUUACAAUUUAAAAUCAUUAACUUUAGUAAAUUGUUAUCAAGAAAAAGAUAUAAAUAAUUUCAUUCCUUUGUCAGAAGUUACAGCAACUUCAAUUGUAAUGAUGGCAAGACAAAAUUUAAAGGAAUUGGUGAUUGACUUCAUUACACCAGAGUUAUCAAAAUUUAUCAAACAACAGCAAAUUCCAAAUUUAGAUUCAUUGUCAAUAAGAACUUUACAAAUUAAUGAAUUACAAAAAUGGUUAAAGCAUUCAAAAUUAGUUCAUUUAGCAUUAAGUGAUGUUAGCAACAACUCUGAAUUAUUUUCACUCACCAACUCAUAUCAAUUGGGAAAACUAUUACCAGAAACUUUAAAUCAUUUACAGAUUGAAUGCAGAUAUAAUAUUGCACCAGAAUCUUUAACUAUACUAUUGGAAAACUCUAAUUGUAGAAAUUUACAGGUUUUAAGUCUUGAUGUUGAAAUUUUCAAUGACACUUUGUUAGAAGUUGUUGCUGAUUAUUCACGUGAAAAUGGUAGAGUUUUAAAGGAAUUGAGAAUUGCUAAUGACACAUUAUUAGAAUAUGAUAAAAACUUGUGUAGAAAAUUAUCAAACGUGAUACCUUUUAUCAAUCAAGAUUAUAUUGACACUUGGCCUAUUCUUUCUGAAAGGAGGGAUCCUUUAUGGAAGAAUGUGAUGAGUUUUGUAUAA